ACAGGAAUAAAUGUGUCAUCGCUUACAUUACUGGUUAAACUGGUCAGACUGGUGUUGUUUGAGUACAGUUGGAUGGCGGAGGAGUUUCUUUUUCCGACGGAGGGCAGCAUUUCCGACUGAGAUACGACUUACAGCCAGCUGAAGACAACACACUGGCCAGAUGAAGAAGAAGGUCGAUAUUCGCCUCGAUAUCGGAAAGAGAUUGAAUUUGUUGACAUAGGAUUUGUAGCGAGGUAACCAUUAACGUUACGCUGCUGGCAACAGUGCGUUGGAAAAGCCCUCCUUGUUCAUUAAAGCAUCACUGGCACACGGCUGAAAGCAGCGACUCUUCUCACUGGAAAGCCCUGAAAGCAGCUCCUAUGUUGGGCAGGACAGUGGUGAGCAGAGGCGUUACUGCCCACCGCCUCAGUAAGAAUGUCACUUUCUAUAUCAAUGAAUUAGCAUCCCCAGCCUCGGGAUGUCGGCCCCCAGCCCCUGAGGAACAGAAACCUGUUAUGCUGAUGCUGCCAUGGCUGGGUUCCCGACCCCAAGCUCUGGCCAAGUAUUGUGAAAUCUACUUCCGCACUGGGUUUGAUGUGCUUGUAGUAGAGAGUGAGGUCCAAGAGUUCCUGUGGCCUCGCUGGGGUAUGGAACAUGGAAAGAGGUUGCUGGAGUUGCUUCAGAGCGAACGUUUUGUCUCUCGCCCACUGCUCGUCCAUGCCUUCUCUAUCGGUGGCUACACAUUUUCUCAGCUGCUGGUACAUGUGUCUCAGGACACGCAGAAAUAUCAGGCGCUCAUACAGAGGAUCAAAGGCCAAGUCUUCGAUAGCUUGGUGGUGGGCUCUCUGGAGAAUAUGGCCAUAGGUCUUGGUAAGACUGUAUUUCCACGUUGGGAGACACUGGUAAAACAAAUAAGCCUGUUGUACUUUGGAAUAUUCAGACGCCAAACGGUGGACUACUUUAACAAGGGCAUUGAGGUGUUUUGGAACACUCCCGUCACCGCUCCUGCACUGUUCUUUUUUUGUGAGAACGAUGCAAUGAGCGACCCACGAGCUAUGGAGGAAGUGAUCGAUAUAUGGCGGAAGCGCGGAAUGGACAUCACAGCGAAGAAGUGGGAGGAUUCGACACACGCAGGUCACCUAAAGAGGCACCGACAAGACUAUCUGACCACCCUAGAAAUGUUCUUACACUCACUCAGCAUUGUCCCACUGAAGGCCAAGAUGUGAGAUGGUUUCAUUAAAACAUAGUGACAUGUAUGGUUUACUUUUUCUUGUUUUCUGUGUUUUAACUAAAAUGCUUGUUUUGGGAAAAUCUAUUUAUUUAAUUAUGUAAUUUAAACAUUACACCACUUGAUGUAGGUAAUAAUACAGUUAGUCAAGAAAAAGAACACAUAUCUGAUCUCAGUUGGACUACAUUCUCCAAAUACUGUAGCUGGCCUCAGACUACAGUUUCCAAAGCAAAUGUGUUGAAUACUGUUGUUCAUUUGCAUUUUACAGCUAUGCAAACACACACAUGCAGCUCAGACACACAGUCACAUUGUCUCAUUUAUAUCUAAAUGCACCCCCUUGUUAUCUUGGAGUGAGAAUACAGAUGCUCCAACUUUGAAAAAGAAAACACCUCCAAGGUCUUCGAUUCCAAAUCUGUUGCCAGUUGCAGAGAUUUAGUUGAUACUAGCUCUAGCAUCAUCAACUGUGUAUUAGCAUGUUUUUUUGCGCCACAAAUCGCUACAUGUAAAUCUUGCUGCUUCUAAUUUCUAUUUAGUACAGUUAACAUUACGUUCAUAAAAUAUUGUACAUUUGCUGUUUCAUUAGGUGUGUCUUACUAAGGAAAAUACGCUAAAAUACAAAACUGUUUGCUGAUUUGUUUAGGAAGAGUGUUUUUAACCUUUACUGGUAUUUAGUUGUACUCUUCUCUCAGAUAUAUAUUAUUAUUUAUAUAUAUAAAGUUGACUGUGACAGCGAACACAGGGCAAUGAAACUUGACAUGUAACUUGUGAAACCAGCCAGCGUCUAUCAUUGAAUGCAGUAUUUUCUAUUAUGUUUGAGACAAAAAAAUUAUUUCAUCUCACACAUCUCGAGGGACCAUUGAUUCUUUUGAGGGUCUGCAAGUGCUUAGUAGAAUAUUUCUUCUUCCACAAGAAAUUCCACCAUGUUGGUGUUCGUAGAUGGUGCUAACACUACAAUAUUCCUGAGACGGAUGGCAUAUUGAACCGAAGUGGUAAAUCUGUACAAAUGAAUGGUGCUUUCACAAUCUACCAAAACAUUAAGGGAGUAACGCCUUCAACUUGAAAACUGUCAAUGUCUGCUAAAUAGUGCCUCUAAUACUGUAAGUUCUGUGUCUCAUAACUUGAACAAUGGUGUGAUUUGUGCAAUUAUAAUGCAAACAUUUUUUGUUUACGUGUUACAUGUCUAUUCUUGUGUGUGGUUUGCAAAUUAAUGUAAAGGGAUCAUGUUUAAGGUCUGUUGUUAUUUUUAUUUUUUUUUUACUUGUUUAUAGAAAAUUCAACAAUGUAUUUAAAAUGAGUUGAUUAAACACCAAUCCGCCAUAACAUUAUGAGCACUGACAGGUGAAGUGAAUAACACUGAUUAUCUCGUUAUCAUUGCAACUGUCAGUGGGUGGGAUAUGUUAGGCAGCAAAUGAAUAUUUUGUGCUCAAGUUGAUGUGUUAGAAGCAGGAAAAAUGAGCAGCGUUAGGAUUUGAGUGACUUUGACAAGGGCCAAAUUGUGAUGGCUAGACGACUGGGUCUAGGUCUAGGUCAAAAGUGGUCCAAGGAAG
Morone saxatilis (striped sea-bass) is the source of this 2754-nucleotide messenger RNA. RefSeq lists its product as uncharacterized. The transcript has 4 exons. NCBI's taxonomy places the organism in Eukaryota, Metazoa, Chordata, Actinopteri, Moronidae. The record is from RefSeq and is a predicted model, not a curated record. Bases 360 to 1205 code for a protein of 281 amino acids. Gene Ontology annotation, molecular function: serine hydrolase activity.